Messenger RNA from Quercus robur (English oak), 5563 nucleotides. RefSeq names its product transcriptional elongation regulator MINIYO. Lineage: Eukaryota; Viridiplantae; Streptophyta; Magnoliopsida; Fagales; Fagaceae. The transcript has 10 exons. The record is from RefSeq and is a predicted model, not a curated record. The coding region runs from base 143 to 5242 and encodes 1699 amino acids.
UAAGCCCGCGCCAAGUCCAAGUGUAGAGCCCUUUUCACAAAACCUCUCUCACCUCACCUCUCCCUUUUCUUUCCCCUACUCCAUAAACCCUUCUCUUCACAAACCCCACACCUUUCACUCUCAUUCACUCGCUCAGUCAGUCAUGGACAAAAAACAAAAACCCAAACGCAGAGACUCGAAGACCUCAUCUCGCUCCAAGGUUUUCGGCGCCAGCUCGCUCCAAAUCGGCGGCGACGACGACGGCGGCGUCGUUUCGAACAGCUUGAUCGGUUCAAUCGUCGAGAAAGGAAUCUCCGAUAACCCUCCGCCUCCCACUGCGCCUCCCAAGCUCUCCGUCCUCCCUUUCCCCGUCGCUCGCCACCGCUCCCACGGCCCGCAUUGGGGUCCAAUAGGUAGCGUAAAGAAUGAUAAAGAUAGUGACAAUACUGAGGAUGAUGAGGAAGCUAAAAGUUUAAUGAACUUUGAGCCAAUAGCGCCUUUUGCCAAUCCAGUGCAAAGGAGGGAGAAAAAAGGAUUGGAUUUCAACAGUUGGAGGGAGAUUGUCCCGGGCGAUAAUUUAUCCAUGGCCAAUAAAGUGGAAGAAAAUCUCUUAUGCACUCAGAAAACUAAAAAAGAUAGAAAAAUGGACGUAGAACCAAAUAUACAUGCCUGUGGGCAUCAAUAUAAAUCUGGUGAGGCCAUGAGAAGUGUGUCAGAGGAUGGAUGUUUUAGUUCAGUUACUGACAUGGAAUUAGAGAACUUGAACCAACCAAAUCUGAAGGAGAAUGUUAAAGAUGCCAGCCCAGUUGACUUCAAGGGCGAACAAGAAUUUGUGUCCAAAAACAACCAUAUUAGUUUGGAGAGAACAGAAUAUGACAGUAUUGGGUUUCCAGAGGUUCUAAGAAGGCGGGAGCAAUCAACCACAGUAUCUAAUUCCAGGUCCAACAACUUUGGUAAUGAACAAGAGUCCAUGUCUCUUGAGAGUCAAAUCGAUGCUGAGAAUCAUGCCCGAUUACAGGAAAUGUCACCUGAUGAGAUCGCUCAAGCUCAGGUAGAGAUAAUGGAGAAGAUGAACCCUGCAAUUAUAAAUGCACUAAAAAAGAGGGGUCAAGACAAACUGAAAAGGCAGAAAGGCUUAAACUCAGAAUUAGGAACCAAUAAUGCCGGUGUUGAGUUUCCAGAGGUUAUAAGAAGACGAGAGCAAUCAAACAUAGUUUCUAAUUCCAAGUCCAACAACUUUGGUAAUGAACAAGAGUCCACAUCUCUUGAGAGUCAGAUCAAUGCUGAGAAUUGUGCCCGAUUACAGGAAAUGUCACCUGAUGAGAUUGCUGAAGCACAGGCAGAGAUAAUGGAGAAAAUGGACCCUGCAAUUAUAAAAGCACUAAAAAAGAGAGGUCAAGACAAACUGAAAAUCCAGAAUGGCUUAAGCUCAGAAGCAGGCACCAAUGGUGAAGUGAGUAAUCCUCAGAACAGGAAUACCCAAGAUGCAAAAGGUUUUGCACAUUCUGACAGUGAUUUCUCUAGUAUGUUGACAACAAACACUAAAGAUACACAAAGUAGGCAAGACAAAGGUGAAGUACAGAAGUUAGUAGGCACAACCAGUAGCAGGUUGUGGAGUGCCUGGAGUGAAAGAGUUGAGGCUGUAAGGGACUUAAGAUUUUCCUUGGAAGGGACUGUUAUUGAGAAUGAUUUUGUCCAGGUACCUGGGAGUGGUGAUAUUUCUGUUCAGAAUAGGCAUAGUGUUGAUAACGUUUCAGAGCGGGACUUCCUGCGGACAGAGGGUGAUCCUGGUGCAUCAGGUUACACAAUCAAAGAAGCUGUGGCACUCACUCAAAGUGUGAUUCCAGGACAACGAGCCCUUGCUUUGCAUCUGAUCUUCUCAGUUCUUGAUAAGGCGUUACAUAAUAUUAAUCAGAAGCCAGUUGGAUCUACUUUGGGAGAUGCUAACAAACUUGACAGAUCUACUGACUGGGAGGCUAUCUGGGCUUUUGCACUUGGCCCAGAACCUGAGCUUGUUUUAUCACUGAGGAUAUCUCUUGAUGAUAACCAUAACUCUGUAGUUCUAGCUUGUGCAAAAGUUAUUCAAUGUAUAUUAAGCUGUGAUGUGAACGAGAACUUCUUUGAGAUCUCGGAGAAAAUAUCGACUUAUGAGAAGGAAAUCUUUACUGCCCCUGUGUUCCGAAGUAAACCAGAGAUUGAUGUUGGUUUUCUACAUGGUGGAUUUUGGAAGUACAGUGCUAAGCCUUCUAAUAUUAUUCCUGUUGAAGAGGAUAUGGUGGAAGAUGAGUCUGAGGGGAAACAUACAAUUCAGGAUGAUCUUGUGGUUGCUGGACAGGAUUUUGCUGCAGGUUUAGUCCGGAUGGGAAUCCUUCCAAGGCUUCGCUAUCUAUUGGAGACAGACCUUACAACAGCAUUAGAAGAAUGCAUAAUCUCUAUACUUGUUGGAAUAGCAAGGCAUUCGCCAGCAGGUGCAACUGCAAUCAUGAAAUGCCAAAGGCUUGUUGAAACAGUUGUCCGCAGAUUUACUAUGAAAGAUAACAUACAAAUUCAUCCUUCAAAAAUAAUUUCAGUUACUCUUUUGAAGGUUUUGGCUAGAUGCAACAAGAAGACUUGUAUUGAAUUUUUAAAGAAAGGGACUUUCAGAACUAUGACAUGGCAUUUGUAUCAAUGUGUUCCCUCCCUUGACCACUGGAUAAAAUCAGGAAGAGAAAACUGUAAACUCUCAUCAGCUUUGAUGGUUGAACAAUUACGUUUUUGGAAGGUCUGCAUUCAGUAUGGAUAUUGUAUAUCAUACUUUUCAGAUAUUUUCCCUGCCUUGUGCUUGUGGCUGAAUCGACCUACAGUUGAAAAACUUAUACAGAACAAUGUUCUUACUGAAUUUGCUUCCAUCUCUAAGGAGGCAUACCUUGUUCUUGAGGCUUUGGCUAGAAGACUUCCAAAUCUCUUUUCUCAGGAGCGUGCUGGUGAUAAUACAGAGGUCUGGUCUUGGAGUUGUGUUGGUCCAAUGGUUGAUUUAGCAAUGAAGUGGAUGGCAUUGAAUAGUGAUCCACACAUGUCUAGACUCUUUGAAUGGCAAAAAGGAUUAGGGAGGUACUUUAUCACCCAAGAUUUUUCUCUGACUCCCUUGUUGUGGGUGUAUUCAGCUGUCAUGAACAUGAUUUCGAGAGUGCUUGAAGGGGUGAUCCCAGAGGAUAGGGUUAACUUGGAUGGUGGAGUCGUACCAUGGCUGCCAGAGUUUGUUCCUAAGGUUGGGCUCGAAAUUGUCAAAAAUGGAAUUUUGAGCUUUUCAGGUGCCAAUAGUUCAGAACAUCCUGCUAUCUCUUUCAUUGAGGCACUAUGUUAUUUGAGACAACAAAGUAACUAUGAAACAUCAUUGGCUUCUGUAUGUUGCCUUAAUGGAAUUGUCCAGGUUGUUGUAAACAUUGAUAAGUUGAUCCAGCUAGCCAAGAAUAAUAUCCAUGGUUCUUCCCAAGAAUAUAGCAUCUCAAGAGAAGGGAAAACACUUGAGGAUGGGAUACUUAAGGGUUCUAUGGUUGAAUUGAGAAGUCUGUUGAAUACUUUUAUGAAGUUAGUUGCAUCAGAGUGGCACCUUGUUCAGUCCAUUGAGAUAUUUGGCAGGGGAGGCCCUGCUCCAGGGUUGGGUGUCGGCUGGGGUGCCUCUGGUGGAGGAUUUUGGUCUGCAGCUGUUUUGUUGACACAAAUAGAUGCAGGAUUUCUCAUAUACUUGCUUGAAACUUUUCAGUUUGAGUCUUCUACAGAUACACCAACUGUUGAAGAAAUGACCUUUAGUAUGCAAAGGAUCAAUUCUGCCUUGCUUGUAUGUUUGACUGCUGGCCCAAGGGAUAGGCUUAUUGUGGAAAAGGCAAUAAAUUUUUUAUUCCAUAUCCCUGUUCUAAAGUUCAUUGAUCUCUGUACUCGACGUUUUCUCCACCUUGAUAAGAGAUUUAAACCAUUUGUGUGGGAAUAUAAAGAAGAGGACUACCUGGUUUUCAGUGAAACAUUGGCUUCCCACUUCAAGAACAGAUGGUUAUCUACAAAGAAAAAGUUAAAAGAUGUGGGCCACAACAGUUCUGGAAAUAAACCAUUUAAAAAGGGUAGUGUUGGUCUGGAUACCAUAUAUGAGGACGUGGACACAUCAAAUAAGAAUAGUCAAGAUUGUUCUUCUUUAGUAGUAGAGUGGGCUCACCAGAGAUUGCCACUUCCAAUGCACUGGUUUCUUAGUCCAAUCUCAACCAUCUGUGAUAGUAAGCAUGCUGGCCUGCAAAAAGAUAAGUCACAAAAUCUUGUGCAGGACCCUAACAGUUUGUUUGAAGUUGCUAAAGGUGGACUUUUCUUUAAUUUAGGUGUUGAAGCAAUUUCCACUUUCAAUUCCACUGUUGUCCCCUCUCCUGUUCAGAGUGUUCCAUUAGUUUGGAAAUUCCAUUCUUUGUCUGUAAUCUUACUUGUUGGAAUGGGUGUGCUUGAAGAUGAAAAGAGCAGGGAUGUUUAUGAAGCUUUGCAAGAUAUCUAUGGGCAACUUCUUGACCAAGCGAGGACCAGUAUAAGCAUUGACAUCAUUUUGGAGAGGAAUGCAGAUUUAUUGCCAGAAUCUAGGAAUAAAAACAAUUUUGAGGUCCUAAUGUUUCAAUCUGAGAUUUUUGAGAGUUACUCAACCUUUAUUGAAACUCUUGUGGAGCAGUUUUCUGCCAUAUCUUAUGGUGAUUUGAUUUUUGCCCGGCAAGUAGCAGUUUAUCUACACCGUCAUGUUGAAGCUCCUGUACGACUUGCGGCCUGGAAUAUGCUAUCUAAUGCUCGUGUUCUUGAUCUUCUACCACCUCUUGAGAAAUGCAUUGCCCAGGCCAAAGGAUACCUAGAACCUGUUGAGGACAAUGCUGGUAUUUUGGAGGCAUAUUUGAAGUCAUGGAAUUCUGGUGCCCUUGACAGGGCUGCAACUCGAGGAUCAGUUGCAAAUACACUGGUUCUCCACCACCUCUCUUCUUAUAUCUUUAACUCUUACACUGUUGAUAAGUUAUCUCUGCGCAACAAGCUUGUAAAAUCUCUAUUGCGAGACUACUCCCAGAAGCCGCACCAUGAGGGAAUGAUGUUGAAUCUUAUCCAAUAUAACAAGCUAACCACAUCUCAAAUGCCUGACCAAAAUGGUUCACCACUGGAGAGAAGCAGUAUGGAGAAGAGGUUUGAGGUAUUAACAGAAGCUUGUGAAGGAAAUUCCUCUCUGUUGACUGUGGUGGACAAGCUAAAGUCCUCCUUCAAAGAAAUCUUGUAAAUAGAGAGAACUUACAUAUAUAUUAGUGUAUGUGCGAGAAAGAUAUGUAGUCGGGGGGACCAACUUAGUUAAUUCACCACAAUGUUCUGUAAAUAUGAUCAGAUCAACAAGAAAAAGGAAAGAUUGUCAAUUUUGUUUUCAAUAUCUGCGACAUGGGUAUACUAUCCUGCCUAUUUUCUAUGUUCUUCCUAAAAGUAGGAUGCUAAAGCAGAGUUGCUAAGGGGAGAAACUGUCUUGGAAAUGAAACCAGCAUGUGUAUGAUAUCUGGGCAAAAGCUUUAAUGAGGAAUUAUUCAGAAAAGUUGGAAACACAUUUUCGGCA